AUGGCUCCAGUCUCAAGUUUUCUGUCUGCCUUGGCUAUCGCCUAUGGCUUCUGUGGCUCCCUCACUGCUGCCCACCCGGGUGAAGCACCAAAAGACAUUAAAUCUAUUAUGCGGGAGAUGAAACGGAUGUCAGAAGUUGCCGAUUACCAGAGGUCUGUCAUGGAUAAUUGCUGGGAUAGUCCACAUGUUCGAGAAUUACAGCAAAGGGCUGCAGAACGUCGCGCGGCUAUGGUGCACUCUCUUCGAGUUGAGCGGGAUUUGGUUGACACACCAAUUCUCGACAAGCGAACACUUGCAAACUUCAAAGACUGGGCAAAAGUAAGCCAUAAUAAGACUGGCAGUGGGAUGACUGUCGAUACUCCAAUUCAAACCCUCUUUGGAGCCAAUGCUUCAUGUAUUAUGACACCGGAUAAUGCCAACGGUCCAUACUACGUCAAGGGCGAGCAAGUACGCAAGAAUCUAGUCGAGAACCAGAAGGGUGUUCCAAUGCACUUGGAAAUGCAAUUCAUGGAUAUCAAAACGUGUAAACCAGCACCAAAGGUAUUGGUCGAUAUCUGGUCAUGCAACGCCACCGGUGUCUACUCUGGUGUCUCGGCUGCAGGCCAAGGAGGAUUGAACACUUUCUGGCUCCGUGGUGCACAGAUGACAGACAACGAUGGAGUGGUGAACUUUGAUACCCUCUUCCCAGGUCACUACAGUGGCAGAGCUACCCACGAGCACAUCGUCACUCACGUCGGAUCAUCUCUCGCAGCAAAUGGUUCUUACACCGGUGGAAAGAUCAACCAUCUCUCUCAACUAUUCUUCGAACAACCCCUGAUCACCGCAGUCGAAAAGACGGCUCCAUACAACACCAACAAAAUUGCACUUACUCAAAACAAUGCAGAUGGAUACACCGGUUACGCUGCCAGCAAAGCCUACGAUCCAUUCCCAAACUACACAUUCCUCGGUAACAAGCUCGAGCAAGGUCUCUUCGUCUGGGCGCUCGUCGGUCUCGAUUUAGCUGGCGAUGUCGAGAAAUGGGCUACCAACACUGCUUAUGUCGAUGCUACCGGUGGACACAACAACCCCAAGUUCGAUAUGAGCAUUGUUGCUACUCCACCACCAACCCAUGGUAAGAGAGACGAAAAUGGCGAUCUGAUCGAGGGCGAGGAAGAGGAGGUUGAAGAGUACGAGGUUUUGGAGGGAUAG
Glarea lozoyensis ATCC 20868 is the source of this 1188-nucleotide messenger RNA. Its product is annotated as Aromatic compound dioxygenase. The transcript is spliced from 2 exons. Bases 1 to 1188 code for a protein of 395 amino acids. The record is from RefSeq and is a predicted model, not a curated record. Gene Ontology annotation, molecular function: oxidoreductase activity, acting on single donors with incorporation of molecular oxygen, incorporation of two atoms of oxygen; ferric iron binding. NCBI's taxonomy places the organism in Eukaryota, Fungi, Ascomycota, Leotiomycetes, Helotiales, Helotiaceae.